AUGAAAAUAAAAUUUAAUUUGUUAAAAGAAAAGUUAACUAAUCAAGGGCUUGAAUUACAAGUUUCUGAAUGUCUCCACGAAAACAAAAUAGUCGAUAAAAUCGUUCUUAAAUCCAUUUAUAAGCCUCUAUCAAAAGACGAAAAUGAUAAACUAUUCAUUGUUAAAAAUAUCCAAAGCAGCGAAAUUAAAUUUGAGCCAAAUACUAGCGAAUUAAUAAUUGAUUCCCCCAGUUUCGUUAUUUUUCCUGCCAAAAUUGAUUUUCUUUUUGCAGCUAAGAAAAUUACCAAAAUUCGACUUUCUAAUUCCAACGAACAAUUUAAAAAAAUAAUUGAAGAAGAUAAAGACGAGUAUUUUUUUAUAAUUAAUAGGAUUAAAAACCAUAGUUUUCUUUCUGCUUCUAGUGGAACGAAAAUGCUUAUUCUUUCGGCAAAUAGUUUUCAAACCUUAGAAAGAAGUACUCUUUUUCACCCCGAACCACUGAAAAUUUUUGUGAGAAGUCCCAAAAACAACAACAAUUAUUAUUUAAUUAAAUGCCAAAGUGAUUUAACUGCAAUUGGCUUAAAAAAUUACAAAAAAAUUAGAAUUAUUUCUCCGGAGAAAAUAAAUGAUGGAGACAUGAUUAAGUUUGACUUAACUAACUUGAAAGAUAUUUUACAACGAGAUGAAGAAGAUGAAAUAUUAAGAAUAGACAACGACUAUCGUUCCUUUACCAAAAUUCAAGAUGGUUCAGUUGUUUCUCCUCAGCAACAAGCUCAAAGAGAUAUUCAAAAACAAAUCAAAAAAUUUCUAAAAAAAUAUCAAAACGAACAAGCGGGAAAAAUAAAUGAUUGCCAAAAAAAUUUAGAAAACGAAAGCGUGCCAAAACAACUCAAGGAAACUUAUCAGGAAAAAACCAAAGAGUGGUUAAUUAAAGUUUAUCAAGAACACCAAAGAAAAUUUGCUAAACAGGAAGUUAAUAAAGACAAUGAAGCCACGGAAAAAGACAAAGCAAUAGAAGAAACUUUGGCCAAAGAAGACGAGCAAUUGAACAAAGGUAAUUACUACAUUAUUGCUGACCACUUACGAACUACGAUUUUUGCCUUGGCUGAUGGUGCUGUUUUUGAACCCAAAGGUCGAGGUUAUAUUUUGAAAAAACUAGUUAAAAGAGCAACCUUGCUCGGUCAUUUUCUUAAAUUUCCUCCCGAGAACUUACUACUAUUUAGCCAAAAAUUGAUUGAAAUUAAUGGUUUGUUCUAUACUCACUUAAAAGAAAACCAAAACUUAAUUCUUAACAAUUUAAAAAAAGAAAUCAAUCGCAACUUCAAAUUUAUCCAAAAUUCCACCCAAAAAAUUACUCAAUAUUGUCAAAAAAGCCCGCAAAAAUUGAUUCCUGCCGAAAAAAUCUUCUUUUGGUACGAUACGGCAGGCGUGCCUUUGGAAUUGAUUGAACACCAUUUAAGUCAAAAAAGAUACAGUUUUUCGCAAACAGAAUUUAAUAAAUUGCUUGCGGAACAAAAAAAACGCGGUCAAGAAGACCGUGCAAAAAAGGAAGUAGCAGCAUUCUAA
Entrophospora sp. SA101 is the source of this 1545-nucleotide messenger RNA. The record is from the annotation of a GenBank genome assembly. NCBI's taxonomy places the organism in Eukaryota, Fungi, Glomeromycota, Glomeromycetes, Entrophosporales, Entrophosporaceae.